GACGGCCAGAUAAUCCCGUCGGGCCUCGUGCUCCUACUAACUUGCGAGCAGGGGCAGAGCGCGAGUCACAAUCUGCCCAAGGCGAGGGAGGGCAAGAAAAACGCGCGAGAGAAAACCGACCGUACGAAAGGGGGACACGAGCGCUCCGAUCUCACCGAGCACAAUUAGAGAAGUGUUGUUGAACGUGGGCUAUGCGCGCAACAAGGGGGGAGCGCAGUGUACAGAGGAGGUGAAUGCAUGUAGAGGCUCAGCUUCAGAUUCACAGCCUCCUUCCUUGAAGAGUCACUGCACUGACAGAGGGGAAAAAAGGAGUGAAGGGAAGAGAGGAACUCCUAGAAAACAGCAACUCUUGGAGAGAACUACGUGAGUACAGCUCCUCGGUUUUCAAAAACAAAAAGAUAGGAUAGGAGAGAAAGAAAGACAGAAAGAAAGAAAAACGGAAGAGUAGACUUUUCCUGGUCACAAUCUGCUCUGGAAGAGAAAAUGAAUGUCAGCGAAGAGAACCUGCUCAAGUCCAUCAGCAACGACGCGCUCCUCGACCUGACGCAGCGCUACGGCCAAUCAGCCUUCGGGUUUGGCGCUGGCCAUGGUGCUGGAAGUCCCGGUCGGUUCCCGCUCACACCGGCCACCGAUUUCCUCUCCGGACAGACCGCGAAGUCCAACGAGAGCGGCGGGGAGCACACGAGCGAUGACGAGGACGGUUUCGACUCGCUGGAGUCCCGGAAGAGGGGCUCGUCGUUUGGGGACGACAAGCCCGGGGGGCCCCUCGCCAAGAAGUCCAAGGAGCAGCGCUCCCUGCGGCUCAGCAUCAACGCCCGAGAGAGGAGGAGGAUGCAUGAUCUGAACGACGCGCUGGACGGCCUGCGCUCUGUUAUUCCCUACGCCCACAGCCCCUCGGUGAGAAAACUCUCCAAAAUAGCCACUCUCCUCCUGGCCAAGAACUACAUCCUCAUGCAGGCUCAGGCUCUGGAGGAGAUGAGGCGGCUGGUGGCAUAUCUGAACCAGGGACAGACCAUAACUUCACCAAUCCCCACCGCCCUGGCGCCCUUUGGACAGGCUGCCGUCUACCCGUUCUCGGGCUCUGCACUCGCCACCUGUGCCGAAAAGUGCACUACUUAUUCCGGAACACCUUCGAGUCUCUUCAAACACUGUAACGACAAGCCUUGAUUUGGUUUCAAUUCUCUUUCCUGAACUUUUACCUUUACUGCACCCAUGUCGGUCUCUCUCCCACUCUAGUUAUUUUUAAAUCAUUCUGUGGAAAAUAUAAGUUUAGUCUGAUGCAUAAUCUUAAAGUAUGGUUAAGUAAUUAUACUGCAUAUACUUCAUCCAGAUUUAACAAACGCUACAUAGGAAAUAAACAGUUUAGGCCUUCUUAUAAGAUGAAAUCUAAAAACCCUGUCACUUUGUCGCGCGUACUUUACAGACACUGCAGGUCAUGUCCAAAUUAUAAAUUUGGUUACAUUUUGACUUAAGUUAUCAGCUAUUAUUUGUAAUCUAUGCAACAUUCAACAACAACAUGAAAAGUGGAAAAGCCAAGAAAUGCGACCUGAUCUCGACUUUUAGAUUUAAUAACAGCAAUUAUGAAAGGAAGGACUUCCCUUGACUGCCUGUACUGAUGCUAUGUGGGGGAAAUGUGAUGUUGGCUGAUAUAUUUCCUGAAACGAUGUGUUGACAAGUUUGUUUUGUUAUUUUAAGUUAUUGCACAUCUCACAUGAUUGUAUUGUACAACUGUGGAAAAAAAAAAACUUGCUCCAAGCCCGGCUCUACUAAUAUAACUACAGACUAUACAUCGAAGAAGCGUUUUGGUUGUGUUGCAACAUGGAUUUCAUAUAUUGUUUAUAUGUCUUUAUAAUUAA
Messenger RNA from Morone saxatilis (striped sea-bass), 1856 nucleotides. RefSeq names its product basic helix-loop-helix family, member e23 (gene bhlhe23). Gene Ontology annotation, molecular function: protein dimerization activity. Bases 484 to 1167 code for a protein of 227 amino acids. The transcript has a single exon. NCBI's taxonomy places the organism in Eukaryota, Metazoa, Chordata, Actinopteri, Moronidae. The record is from RefSeq and is a predicted model, not a curated record.